This is a messenger RNA of Punica granatum (pomegranate), 1209 nucleotides long. The record is from RefSeq and is a predicted model, not a curated record. Lineage: Eukaryota; Viridiplantae; Streptophyta; Magnoliopsida; Myrtales; Lythraceae.
UCUCCCUAUAUAAACCUUUCCUCUGUUUCUCCCUUCAAUCAAUUCGCCCACUACCAAACCAAGUCUCUCUCCAUCCCAUACAUACAUACUAUUCUCUCAAGAGAGUCAGUGGCUCACUAGAGGGAGAGAAAGACGAUGGCCGGAAUCGUGGUGGUAUUCGACUUCGACAAGACGAUCAUCGACUGCGACAGUGAUAACUGGGUCAUGGACGAGCUGGGGUUCACCGACCUGUUCAAUGAGCUCCUCUCCACAAUGCCCUGGAACACCCUCAUGGAUAAGAUGAUGGGAGAGAUUCAUUCCAAGGCAAGAACCAUCGAGGACAUCGUGGAGGUUCUGAAGCACACUCCCAUUCAUCCUCGUGUCGUCCCGGCCAUUAAAACUGCCCAUGCUUUAGGGUGCGAUCUGAGGAUCGUCAGUGACGCGAACCUCUUCUUCAUCGAGACGAUUCUGGAGCAUCUUGAGAUAAAAGAAUGCUUCUCGGAGAUCAACACCAACCCAGGCUAUGUAGAUGAGGAAGGGAGGCUGAGGAUUACCCCUUGCCAUGACUUUAACAAAUAUCCCUACGGCUGCCCUCUUUGCCCUCCCAACAUGUGCAAGGGAUUGGUGAUCGAGAGAAUACAAGCUUCAGUCAGUAACAAGAAAUUCAUCUACCUUGGGGACGGGAGCGGAGAUUACUGCCCAACCUUGAAACUCGGCAACAGAGACUAUGUGAUGCCGAGGAAGAGUUUCCCCCUGUGGGACUUGAUCUGCAGGGACCCUCUGCUCAUUAAGCCAGAGAUCCAUGAAUGGACCGACGGGGAAGAGCUCGAGCAGACUCUAUUAAAGCUAGUCCAUAGUAUUAUGACCGAAGAAGAGAGCAACAAUAGUUGUUUGGUCUCAGCAGCAGAAGACUGCAAGUUUCAGACUAUCUCUGUGGCUGCCCAUGAAACCUUUCCCCAUGUUCUUCCAGUCCCCCAGUAGGACACGAUCAUUUCCCCAAUUAGUUUAAUGGGAAAUGCUCAUAUUAACAGUUUUUUUUCCCUCGGUAUUUUUUUUCCCUAAUUUGUGUGGUCAGCCCCUGUAGAAUGCUGGAUGGGGAGUAGGAGAAUGUGUGCUUGUGUGACUUUAGUAAUCACUGAUCAGAUGUCAUCUUCAACUAUGAUUAUAGAUAUAUGUCAUCUUCCUCAGCAUUUUCAAACUAUGCCUACCAGUAAUGGCUCUUCUGACUUC